Molecule: messenger RNA, 1452 nt
Organism: Cavia porcellus (domestic guinea pig)
Lineage: Eukaryota; Metazoa; Chordata; Mammalia; Rodentia; Caviidae
Gene: Ms4a15
Product: membrane spanning 4-domains A15
Exons: 6
Coding region: 27-755 (242 amino acids)
Cellular component (GO): membrane
Source: RefSeq, a predicted model, not a curated record
UCUGUUUGCCGGGCUCACCCUGCACAAUGUCCACCCCUCCUGCCAGCAAUGGGGUCUUUGUUGUCAUCCCCCCCAGCAAUGCCAGCGGCCUCCACCCACCUCCAGCCGUCCUGCCCACCUCCUUGUGCCAGCCUCCCGGGGUCAUGCAGUUUGAGGAGCCAACACUAGGGACGCAGGCGACCCGGGCCACCCAGCCACCUGAUCUGCGUCCUGUGGAGACGUUCCUGACAGGAGAGCCCAAAGCCUUAGGGACAGUACAGAUCCUCAUCGGCCUCAUCCACCUGGGCUUCGGCAGUGUGCUGCUCAUGGUCCGCCGCGGACACCUGGGCAUGCUCUUUAUCCAGGGUGGUGUCCCCUUCUGGGGAGGAUCCUGUUUCAUCCUGUCUGGAUCCCUGUCCGUGGCUGCUGAGAGGAGCCAUGCCAACUGCCUGGUGAGGAGCGGCCUGGGCACCAAUAUCCUCAGUGCCGCGGCCGCCUUCUCAGGGACAGCAGUGCUGCUCAUGGACUUCGGCGUCACCAGCUGGGACGUGGGCAGGGGCUACCUGGCAGUGCUGACCAUCUUCACCAUCCUGGAGUUCUUCAUUGCAGUGGUUGCCGCCCACUUUGGAUGCCAGGCCGCGCGCACACAGGCCAAUGCGUCGGUGAUCUUCCUGCCCAGCGCCUUCAGCUCUGACUUCAUGGUGCCUACUCCAGCCGCCUCCCCACCCCCUGCCUACGACAACGUGGCCUACGUCCCCAAGGAGUCCUCUGAGUAGCCAGUGCAACCCCAAAGGCUGACCUUUCCUCUCAGCCAGCCUCUCCUGCCCAGCCACCCUGCCCCAUCCCUCUGGGCCCAGACGGAGAACCCAGCAAGGGUGGUUCUGUCUACACCUUCCCAGGGCUCCUUCUCAAAAGACACCAGCUGGGUGUCCUGAGUGUGUGCCCCUCACCCCUCCAUGCCCUGUGCUGCUGGCCCGGCCAUCUGGCUUCCAAGACCUGAUGCUCCCGAGAGGUACAGGUGACCUUGGCUCUGUCCAUGCCACCACAUCGACCUCAAUCCCCACCCUAAAUCCACAGCCUGGAAACCAGAGCAGGGUCCCUCAGGGUUCUGGGCUCCCUGCAAUCCUGGGUCUGGGCUGGCCUCGCCCCUUCUUCCUGAGACCCUGCUUCCCCUGUGAAUGGAGCUGGUCCUGACUCUGGCCCUGCCCACUGCCUGAGGGAGAGCAGGCUGCAGAGGAAGCUGGAGAUGCUGCCCUCGCCCCACGCAGCAUGGCAGGGGCCACCCACCCAGGGACCCUCCUGUACUCUUCAGGGCUCCCUCCCUUCCCCAUUGCCCAGGAUCAAGGAUGCCCUACCAGUAACCAUAGGAACCAGCUGGAUCUCCAAGGGAACAGGAGACACCUUACCUCUGUCACAGACCCUGGCGUCACAUGUGCCCCAUACCAUAGGGGCAAAUAAACAGUGUGGCUUUGA